CAAGAAGACCCUCCUGUGGGUGUCAGUGGUGCACCAUCUGAGAACAACAUAAUGCAAUGGAAUGCAGUUAUAUUUGGGCCAGAAGGGACACCAUUUGAAGAUGGUACUUUUAAACUAGUAAUAGAAUUUUCGGAAGAAUAUCCAAAUAAGCCUCCAACUGUUAGGUUUUUAUCAAAAAUGUUCCAUCCAAAUGUUUAUGCAGAUGGCAGCAUAUGUUUAGAUAUUCUUCAGAACCGUUGGAGUCCAACGUAUGAUGUCUCAUCUAUUUUAACUUCCAUUCAGUCUCUGCUGGAUGAACCCAAUCCAAACAGCCCAGCCAACAGCCAGGCAGCACAGCUCUAUCAGGAGAACAAACGUGAAUAUGAGAAGAGAGUUUCAGCUAUUGUUGAGCAAAGCUGGAACGAUUCCUAACAGCUGCUCUGUUACCCCCCUGUCCUCCUCACUGUUACCUACACUUCAGCUCUCAGUAGAAAAGCCACCAGAAAUCUCAAGUGCCACAGCCCUAAAGAAUUUGCAUCAAAACUCAUUGACAAAAAUAAAACCAAACCAAAACGAAGCCCUCCAGUUUAGGCAACUUCAAAGCUUGUGUAUCAUGAUUAACGUACUUUUUAUUGCAUGGGAUGAACUAAGUUAUUGCUACAUAAAUUUGUAAUAUAUCCUGUUUGUAUUUUUUUUUUUUUUUUCCUUUUUUCCAAGUGUAUAAUGUUGGUGUGGAGUUUUCAUGACAGAAUAGAGACAUUUUGUAAAUCUGUACUUUUUUCAAAUAUCAAAUGCCUUAUUUUUUGAAUUCUUUAGAUUUUUAAAUUGGAGAAAAAAGCACUUAACAAAGUUUUUAUAUAUAAAUAUUUCAUGUAAAACUGUUAAAUACAUAACCUUAGUGCAAGACA
Molecule: messenger RNA, 887 nt
Organism: Merops nubicus (carmine bee-eater)
Lineage: Eukaryota; Metazoa; Chordata; Aves; Coraciiformes; Meropidae
Product: ubiquitin-conjugating enzyme E2 B
Exons: 5
Coding region: 52-411 (119 amino acids)
Biological process (GO): DNA repair; protein polyubiquitination; proteasome-mediated ubiquitin-dependent protein catabolic process
Cellular component (GO): HULC complex
Molecular function (GO): ubiquitin conjugating enzyme activity
Source: RefSeq, a predicted model, not a curated record